Molecule: messenger RNA, 6383 nt
Organism: Larimichthys crocea (large yellow croaker)
Lineage: Eukaryota; Metazoa; Chordata; Actinopteri; Sciaenidae
Gene: snx29
Product: sorting nexin 29
Exons: 22
Coding region: 410-2959 (849 amino acids)
Molecular function (GO): phosphatidylinositol binding
Source: RefSeq, a predicted model, not a curated record
GUGUUUUGUCAUGUGACCUUGACACUGCUCAGUUUCCCUGUUUCGCGGUGCCACAGGCUCCAAACUGAAAACUCUUCGUUUCUCUUUGAAAGGCUGCGUUCACAGCUCUGAAACUACACUCGGGCUUUUGUUUACUUCAGUUUAUUUAGCGUAUCAGGCUUUGUACAGGUGUUACAUGUCAGACUGUGGCACACUCACAGCCCCAGCGGCAUCCCGGCAGGCCUCUCUGUUCACCGUGUGAGCAUCAGUCCUCACGCCGCGGUUGGGUGGGUCCAGCUCGGCCAUAGAGGCAGCAUGUUCCCGGUGCACAGCUAGCCUCAGCUACUAAAAGCUCCAGAAAGGGAUGAAUCGCAUCGGUGGUGAAAGUGUUCAGCUUGGAUGUGACCGCUAACGGAGUUUGGCUGUCAGAAUGAACGGCACUCAGCAGAGUGAUACCAAGAGGCAGAACCUUCUUGAGAGGCUGCUGGAUGCUGUCAAACAGUGCCAAAUCCGCUUUGGAGGAAGAAAGGAGAUUGCCACAGACUCAGACAGCAGGGUGAUCUGUCUGUGUGCCCAGUUUGAAGCGGUGCUGCAGCACGGCCUGAGGAAGAGUCGAGGCCUGGCCCUCACCGCCGCCGCUCUCAAGCAGGCUGCCGGCUUCAGCAGCAAGGUCGAAGCAGAGUUGACUUUCUGGUUCUAUGUGAAGGAGCAUCUGAACCGCCAUGAGCUCCAGCGGUUUUACUCCUUACGUCAGAUAUCCUCAGAGCUGGGUCGAGGUCGUGCCUGGCUGCGCUGCGCACUCAAUGAGCACUCACUAGAGCGCUACCUACACACACUGCUGGCUGACCGACCACGCCUGGGAACUUAUUAUGAAGACUGGGCUUUCAUUCUCGAUGAAGAGAGAGCGAGUAUGCUCCCCACUAUGGCUGCAGGUCUGAACUCCAUCCUGUUCGCUAUCAACAUCGACAACAGCGACCUGAACGGCGGGGUGACCCGUGGAGGGGGAGGCUCCUCUGUAUCCCACCUCCUCAAGGAGUCCACGCAGGGCAUCGGCAGCCUGUGGAAGGAGUCGACUCAGGGGGUCAGCAGCCUGCUGCGAGAGAUCAGCACCGCCACGGCCGUCGUGCCCGGCUUCACUCCGAGAGCGGACGGAGCCUCGGACCCGCUACCUGUCCUGCCACGCAGCACCUCUGCUGACUCGGGGCUAAGGAAGGAGCGCCGGAGGAAAAAGAAAAUCACCAACAUCAUUUCCUUUGAUGAUGACUUGGAUGGAGGGGCGGAGGACGAGGAGGAAGGGGAGGAGGACUCCCAGAAGACGGUCGCCAUGAGGAAGAGCCACACGGCUCCAGCUCAGAACAGCGUGGAGGAAGGAAUAGAUCCUUUGGAGCCAGUGUACUCCGAGUCGCCGGCCCAGAACGGCCUCGCUGAGCCGGGCAUAGUCAGUUGGGUGGGGUCUCCACAUCCCUCUCGUACUCCACCCUCCACUACGCCUCCUCUGCCUGACAGUAAAAGUAUAGACAACGAGGAGGAGGAGGAAGAGGAGGAGAUGUACAAACCCAGAGCACAAACCCAGGAGGAGGAGAGGCUCAGCUCUGAUCAGGUGGUGGUGGGCAGCCUGUCCAGCGUGUCCACGUGGAGCCCUCUACAAGUGAUGACCGACCACAGCAGCUCAGACAUCCUCAUUCCUCUGAACCCCACGGACCCUCAGCCAGUGAGUUCAGUGGAAGACACGGCUGCAUUUCCUGCUCAGUGUGAGUCAACGGCACCGGUGGUCAACUGUGAGAGCAGCAGAUCGCUACCAUUCAACAUGGAGUCCAGUCCAUUGACACAGCCUGCUCCACUCUCCACUGUGCUGCCGACAUCUGGUCUGCCGGAGUCCAUGACAGUGGUGGAACUGCGUCAGGCCAUUGUAGCCAUGAUGAACAGGAAGGACGAGCUGGAGGAACAAAACACGUCUCUUCGCAGUCUGCUGGAUGGGGAGAUGGAGCACUCAGCAGGCCUGAGGCAGGAAACUGAUCUGCUGAAGAGGAAGCUGGCAGAGCUCGAGGAGAGACACACAGCCAAGGUCCAGGCGCUGGCCAGGGAGAAUGAGGUCCUGAAGGUCCAGUUGAAGAAGUAUGUGGGGGCGGUGCAGAUGCUGAAGAGAGAGGGAAGCCAGGGCAAUGACGAAAUACCAUUUCAUUUCAACCAUUCAAACCCAGUCUUCUCAGCUCUGUCAGUGUUGCGGUCCAGUGAAGAACAGGCCCCUGUCCCGCAGAACAAGUUCAUGGGUGACAUCGAGGAGCUGGCAGCCAGCUAUGAACGCAAACUCAUAGAGGUUGCCGAGAUGCACGGUGAACUGAUAGAGUUUAAUGAGCGACUGUACCGUUCCCUCAUGGCCAAAGACCACCUCAUUGUCCAGAUGAGACAGGAACUCAUUGACCUGAGAGGACCGGUUCCAGGUGAUUUAAGCCAGACUUCAGAUGACCCCAGUCUGUCAGAUUUCGAGACGGCUCAUCGCGCUCUCAUCAAUGUGUGGAUCCCCUCCGUGUUCCUGCAGGGCAGAGCUGCCAACGCCUACCACGUCUAUCAGGUGUACAUCCGUAUCCUGGACAACGAGUGGAAUGUAUACAGGCGUUACACCGAGUUCAGGGAGCUUCACAACCACCUGAGGACCCAGUUUCCACAGGUGGACACCUUCAACUUCCCACCCAAGAAAGCCAUAGGGAACAAGGAUGCCAAGUUUGUGGAGGAGAGGAGGAAGCAGCUGCAGGGCUACCUUCGCAUGGUGAUGAACAAACUGAUCCAGACACUGCCGGAGUUCACAGCCCGCCCCACCAAAGAGACCCUGCUGUCUCUGCUGCCUUUCUGUCUAGACACACCCCAGGCCAACGAUGGUGGAGCCAAGACGCCCCGGUCCAAAACUUCAUCCCGUUUCCCCAGACUGGGUCGCAGUCGAAACCAGGAAACCAGACCUGAACCCCAGAGUGGCGACCUUUAACCCAAGAGCCUUUGAACUGAUAAUCUCUCAACGUACAGGCCGAGGACGACGGUGUUACUGUGGCUCACAGUGUGUGAGGACAUUAAGGGCAUCUAAAGGACCUUCAAAGUCUUAUAGAUAAAAAGCCUCAGUUGAGGAGGGGAGAUGGAUGUGUACACAUCGCAGGUCUCUUUGGGAGAUAUGUAAAUGUUUCUGUUCAUUGCCUGGCUGAGUAAAGGAUAAAUGAGUUCCCCGAGGCUGCCUAUCGAUGGACCCAAUCAUACAGCACCUCUUACCUCACUGAGAGACAAAAACACUCUCCAUAAACUGCACAUGAACUAGCCAGGACUGCUCUUUCACAUCUCAAACACAAUGAGAUGACGGGGACGUUUUUUUUUUUGUUUUUUUUCUUACUCCGCUCAUUUUUGUAGUGAAAAGCGUAUCAUGGUGCCUACAGUGUUUUGUAGCUGCUUUCCUGCUCUGGACAGGGUGGGGCGGGUCUGUAGAGGGGUGAAGAGUGGGGUAGAUUAAAGUAUUCUCUUGGGGAAUGAAGAUUGUUUUUCAGCUAAUGUGUCAGCAUUAUUGUGCCAUUAUUACAUUUUAGACAACGAUGACUCGCAAUCUCUGGCGUGGACCACCAGGCAAUGGGCAUUCCUUUUUUCUACUUCUGUUAUAUUAUUACUACAGCUAUUACAGAUAAUCUGCUGGAACUGUAACAUAUCUUAAUGUCACCAGGGAUGCAGUGAUUAUCAAAAAUAUCUUUUUAAAUUCCACAUAAUGAUCAUAUUAAAGGAUUUAGGGUUAAGCACCACUAAUAAAACCAAAAUCCUCGUAUGAAAAUUAUUAGAAUGAGGAGGAAGUGGUUGGAGUUUAUAUUUGACAAGAUUCUCCCUCUUCUCUUUUUUUCUAUUUUUUUCAUUUUCUUUGGACACCCACCAACCUUGACUCAGAAAACAAUAUACCAGAAUAUAACAUUGAGGUGGGAGGACUCAUUUAUGCAGUAGUAAGUUAAAGAGGCAAAGCAAAAUAAUUUAAGAUUGUGUAAUCUAAGGUAGAGCUUUUUAAUAAAGUUCACAUAUAUUCACUUAUCCUUUUCAGAGCCACAGGGGGCUGAAGCCAGUCCCAGCUGGCAUUGGGCAAGAAGUCUCCCUUUCAUCACAGGGUAGAGAUACAAAAUCCAAAUUAAUAACAUUGGCUGAUUUUCUAUUGCAUGGACUAAAGUAACAGGGAAAUGACAGUUGGUAGACAUACCAUUAAUCACAAAUAUCAGUAAAGAUACACAUGUAUUUGGGUUUUAUAUCCAUAUAACUUAUUUUCUUUUAGCUAGUUGACAGUGAUUUUAAAAAAUGAAGUCACUCAUUGGUGGACAGGUGGCACACAUUAAAUCCAUCAUUUGUGACAAUUUAAGUGUUUCUACCAACCCUCCCAUCAGCAAAAAUGUUCUGACCUACAGUACCAUCUCCCCCCUAAUCAUUUUUAGACAGUCCCUUAUUGAGAAAGUCAUACAUCAAUAUACAUUGUUUACUCUCAAAAAGUAUAUAUUACUCAUAUCCACAUGUCUAAGAUCAGUUUACGUAACCGCUGCGAUGUGUAUGGUAAAUUCAUCUCGAAUAUUUCUGAGCAGAAAGGAAGGAAAACACUAUUUUACCACUAAAAAUAGAUGGUGAAGCUGUACUCCCACUUUAUCACAUGGAAAAAAAGGUCUUAAUCAAAGGUCAGUCGGCCAUACUGAAAAAUUCAAUGUUUAAAGAUUAUUUAACUAAUGUGUCUUAGCAGGAUUUAAUGUAGCGUUAUGCUGCAAAUGAAUGUUUAAACGAUGACUAAACACUUGAAGAAAAGCUGCUUGUUAGAGUGUAAGGAAGGGGCUGCCGAGCAUCAAGUGUGUGUAAAACAGAAGCUCAUGCAUAUGUAUGGUUUGCCCAAGAGUAGUCACUUUGUUCAAACGGAGGAACGAUUGUGUAAGGAAUGGUUUUGGAAAACUUGAAUCGGUCGACACGUAGGACGGUAAACACUGUUCACCGGCUACAAGGGAAGGAGAACAAACAAGGCUUGUGGGUUUUAAUUGAGGUGUAAGGUUUAAACCCUUACAAGUAUCCAGUUACUGGUAAACGCUGUGCAGUGUUAGGAAAAUUCUCACAGAGACGACAAAUUAAAGGUUUUCAUGAGAUUUAAACGUGAUGAGAUGAAAACAUCACUAGAAAGAAAAGGAGACAUAAUAUCAUUUUAAAGAAAUUAUUUUCUUUUUUUGGCACUGCUGUUGCAUCCUAUCAAGAACAUGUAAUUUAACUUAAAACCUGGAUUUCUGUCAUUCUUUUGUCAAGACUUUUCUCUGCCGUGAUCCAGUAAAAUAGUACAAUUGAUGAUAAGUAAGUGUAGCACUGCCUUGUAUGCAGCCCACAGCAUCUUAACUAUAUCCUGUACCACUGAAGAACAACACUGUCACAUCAUCUCUCUGUAUCUAUCUUUUAGGUUGGGCUCAGUGUUUCUCUGGGACCACCGGUGGGUCAAACUUCUCUGCACAAAUAUCCAUAUUGUAUGUGUGAUAAUGUACAGUAAUUAUGCACAUUUAGUGGAGUAUUUGACCACUAGUAGCACUAUGGUGUGAUGUUUAUAUCCCUGAGUCACCAUUUCACAAGCACCCGGGUGACGUUAUACACCAUUCUGUUGCUUGUUUCAUGCUGAUCUGCUGAUGCGUGGUGGUCUGUCAGCAAAGAAGCGUUGAAAUGUGCCAACCAGGAAGGGAAGACGAGGGCUGCUAACACGGAUGCAAACAAUGCAGGAUAUUUAAAUAAGCUGUUUUAUGAGAAAAGGAAAUGCAUUCGACACAUUUGUUUAAACUAGGUGAUGCAUUUCGGUAAGUCACACUUUUGUCUGACUAAAAGGAAAAACUCCACAUGGCACCUUUUUUUAAACCUGAAACUUUGUGUUCUAGAUAACUGAAGGAGGUGCUGAUCUUUUCUCUCACAUUUGCUAAGUACUCAAUCAAAACUGGUUUAAAUCAGGACAGUUUUGCUAAAAGUAAAAAAAUGAUGUUUCUUCUAUGGCUUGAAGCUCUAAAUGCUUAAAAUAUCUCAGGUGCUGUCGAGAAUUCACAAGUACAAGCUUUUCAUUGACAAUAGCACGAAAAGAAAAAAAAAAAAAGAGGCCAGUGCUGGCCAGGUAGGUUUGCUCCUUCAUCAAACACACUUUUAAAUGGCUCCAUUCUCUUCCCUUCGAAUCAUCCACAAUCAGGAUCAAUUCAUCUUAUUGUACUUCAAGGCUGUGAAUCAGAGCAAGCAAAGGAAGUGGGUUUACUUCAUUGAGAUGCAGCCAAAGUGUUUUCUCUUGCAGUAUGCCAUGUUUAUUCUCGCGUACUUUUCUGUCCUUGCCUUAGUCAGCAGUCAGGCCUUAUCUAUCAGUGUCACAGCAAAGAGAGGCUGAACAAUAAAGUACAGUUUGUACAGUA